UUUUUCCCUUUGGCGCUGCCUUGUAACGCCGCCGUUGCGGUGCGCAGGCCGGAGAACGGCGGGCGCGCGUGCCCGGGGCCCGACCGGCGCUUCCGCGCGUGCGCCGCCGACCAGUGCGCCAACGUGCCGCGCACGACGGCGCUCGACUUCGCGGGCCAGGUGUGCCGUCGCGCGCGCGAGGUGGACGCGCAGCUGCUGGGCACGGGGUUGCAGCGCGUCAGCUCCGACCCGGUGGAGGCGUGCGCCGUGUGGUGCUACAAGAAGAGCGGGGGCUCGGUGAGCCGCGGCUGGACCUUCCCCGACGGCACGGCCUGCCAGAGCCGGCGCCCGCGCCACGCUACGCCACACCUAUGUUGGCAUCUGGCGGCCGCUGUGCGAGUGUAA
Gryllus bimaculatus (two-spotted cricket) is the source of this 384-nucleotide messenger RNA. The record is from the annotation of a GenBank genome assembly. Lineage: Eukaryota; Metazoa; Arthropoda; Insecta; Orthoptera; Gryllidae.